UUUAAAAUCCAACAACAAAAUUUUAGUAAGAUAUCCCUGUAGGAUAUUAGAAAGAUCUUCUUGAGCCUAUCUUCGAAAUGCCAUCGGUAAAUCAGACUUUCUCCUGAAAUGCUGGUCCUCUCUUGGGCCAUCUGAGCAUGACACAUGCUGACCUGCCCACACUGACUGGCUGUAACACCGGCCCAAGGGUUACUUGGCCGCUGCAUGCCUAGACCACCGAGGUGUCCUGCCGGGACGAUGUCCCUGCAAAGACCCAGCGCCAUGUACCAGGCUCAGAUCUCGGCUCUGGUGUUCGGCGUCAGCGGGUUUGGAGCUCUCAUCGCGGCCACCGCGUCCAACGAGUGGAAGGUAACCACCCGAGCAUCGUCCGUGAUAACCGCCACCUGGGUUUACCAGGGUCUGUGGAUGAACUGCGCGGGCAAUGCCUUGGGCUCUUUCCACUGCCGACCGCACUUCACUAUCUUCAAAGUAGAAGGUUACAUCCAGGCAUGUCGAGGACUUAUGAUCGCCGCUGUCAGCCUGGGCUUCUUUGGUUCCGUAAGUGCCCUGUUUGGAAUGAAGUGCACCAAAGUCGGGGGCUCAGAGAAAGCCAAGGCGAAAAUUGCAUGUUUGGCUGGGAUUGUGUUCGUACUGUCAGGGCUGUGCUCAAUGACCGGUUGUUCCCUGUAUGCAAACAAAAUCACAACGGAAUUCUUUGACCCUCUCUAUAUUGAUCAAAAGUAUGAAUUAGGAGCCGCUCUGUUCAUUGGAUGGUCGGGAGCCUCACUCUGCAUAAUCGGUGGCGUCAUAUUUUGCUUUUCAAUAUAUGAGGGCAACAAAACACCCAGGAUGGGAUACACGUACAAUGGGCCCACGUCUGUCGUGUCUUCGCGGAUGAAGUAUCACGGGGGACCAGACGCUAAAACUGCAAACCCUCCGAAACAGUUCGACAAGAACGCGUAUGUCUGAGGCGAGCACGGAGGCAGCCCGUCUGGAGUUUGUUACAAAGGGGCACCAGUCACAAAACGGCCCCAUCAAGGCCCUCCUAGAAUUAACACUCAAACUAUUCUGAAAACACAGAUGUGAAGAAUUUGUUGAUUGCGUGGAUGUACGUGUUCUUACAUAGUUACAUACGAAUCAUUUUCUGUCGUGGCUAUGAAAAAAAUAAAGAGGCUAUUUCUAGGAUUUGUAUACAUUUUAU
Artibeus jamaicensis (Jamaican fruit-eating bat) is the source of this 1180-nucleotide messenger RNA. It is a transcript of the gene CLDN10, whose product is annotated as claudin 10. NCBI's taxonomy places the organism in Eukaryota, Metazoa, Chordata, Mammalia, Chiroptera, Phyllostomidae. Gene Ontology annotation, biological process: bicellular tight junction assembly; cell adhesion. The transcript has 5 exons. The coding region runs from base 205 to 948 and encodes 247 amino acids. The record is from RefSeq and is a predicted model, not a curated record. Gene Ontology annotation, molecular function: structural molecule activity. Gene Ontology annotation, cellular component: plasma membrane; bicellular tight junction.